AUGGCACUGAGCAGUGAGAUAUCAGCAUUUUUCCCAGAGAGAGCAAACACCAUCUCUGGCCAGCCACCAAAUUAUCUUCUAAAUCAUUCAGUGCCCUUGAGGCAUAUGGAGCUGCCUUAUUACCAGCUUCUUAUUCCUAAAGAAAAACAGAUCCUACUCCCAAUUCCACUGAUAAGUUUGAAGGAUAAAUUCGGGAAAACAAAAGUAUUACAGACAUUGGAAAAUGGUGUAGAGAGUAAUCGUUUCUCUUUGGACCUGCUGGGACAGCAAAGUGUAAAUAUUAAUGCAGAUGAUGUGACUGAUGAACCAACUGUUAGUUCAAGCGUAGUGGAACUGGAGAUUCCAAAGAAUACUCCUGUAGUUUCUUCCAAGUCUCCUACAGUGGAAACAGUCACUUCAGGAAAACUGAGCCCUCAGGAUGAACAGCUUCUUUUAGCAUUGUUUGGAAAUCAAAUUUCAGGUGCUCUUCAGCAGCCAAAAUCUCAGAGUACACGAUCUCGGUCCAGACUCAGCCCAGAAGAGCAAUUACUAGCUUCACUGCUUCGUCAGCAAGCCUCAGCAGACUUAAAAACCUCUUCAAAGGGUGGCCAGCAGCAAAAGGAACAAGUACCUGAGGGACACUCCCUAUCUACACCAUCAACAAGACCAAAAUCACAGGGGCUGCCAGUACCCGGGAAACUAAGUGAAGAAGAACUGCUUCUGUCCUUAUUGGGUGGUCAACCCAAAAUAACACAGACACAGAAGGCAACAGAACGGGUAAAUUCCACCCGUACAAAGCUUUCUGAUGAGGAGAUCCUUGCUGCAUUGUUAAGUGGACAAUCAAAAGGAUCUACAAGAACGGUGGCAACCACACAGGUAAAUUCCACCCGUACAAAGCUUUCUGAUGAGGAGAUCCUUGCUGCAUUGUUAAGUGGACAAUCAAAAGGAUCUACAAGAACGGUGGCAACCACACAGAGAACAUCCACAAAAUCUAGAAGACUGUUGACAGAUGAACAGAUCAUUGCUGGGUUGCUAUCAGGCUCAACCCCAGCAAGUCCAGCAGACCAAGCUCGCUUAGCUGAAUUACUUAAUGGCGGGAGACACAAAACAAGAGCGACAACAACUACAACUCCUGCUGUGCCAAGAGGGCUUGGUUUUCUCUUAGCACGUCCUGGAUCACAGGGUCUUUUCUCAUCUGCCCUCCAGCCAGAUGCAGGAAGUAUUGAUCCAGGAGCAGAUCUGAGUGGUGGGGAAGAUGGAAUCCGUGGUCCAAGGGAACAGGGCACACUUGUGAAGGCUGCGAUUGAUGUAACAAAGGCUGUUUCGCAGUUUAUGAGUGCUGUUAUCCAGGGAGCAACUCGUUCUUUCCAGUCAUUCUUUAGGAGUGGCACAAAUCUACUGAGCCAGUAUUUUAGCCUGGGUUCAGCACAAGCAGGAAACUUCCAGUUACGGUGAAACAAUGGAAAGAAUACAUGAAGAAUCAUAUGGCAACUUGCAAUACUAAUAUCUCAGGACGGAAGUACCAAAUUCAGGGAAUAACCAAUUUAAUUAAUAUGCUACAUUUGUGAUUUGUGGCAUUCAGUUUGGUAAAGAAGUUCCUUAUUUUAUAUCCCAGUCUAUUUUGUGUACUUCAGUCAUAUGAGGGUAUCUCUUUUGAGGAAGUGACAAAGUACAGAAAGGCUGUGCAAGGACAAAUAACUUCAUAAAAACUUGUCAACAACAGCUGACUUAGAUCCUAGUGUGUAUUUUGUUUUGGGUUUGUAUGAAUCUUUUUCAACUGAGACAAAUCAGUAUCUUGAAGAUUCACAGCAUUUAAAGUCCACAUUUUGUUCAACUGUGAUGCAUCUUGCAAACCCAAAAUUAAAUGCAUAAAACUGAACUCCAGUGUUAGAUGACUGUUCAUAAGGAUCACUUGUCUACUGGAGUAAUAGCAUAAUUUUUUGUCAUUAAUGAAAAGCAAAAAUCAUUUAUUUCCACUAACAGAUGACCACCCUUUUAUGUGUAACAGCUUUAACUGUCCUGUGCUUAAGAUGGAAUUUCUGCUUGAUGUGGUUUUGAUUAACAAUGUGUAAAAUGACAUCUGGUAUAGUUGUAAAUAUUACACUAUCUUUUUUUAAUUUUCGUUUUGUAAAUAUAUUUGGAUCUCACACCACCUAAGAUCCUGUGUAAUGAGGUACUGUACAUGCUCUUGCUUCGAUAACAUUAUUAUCACAGUCUGAAGGUCAUAUUACUGUUUCAUUUCAGUUGAACGACCAGAAAUGAAAUUUACGUUCUAGAAUCAUUUAUCUUGAUACUUUUUUAAUUUGUGGAUGUUAAUUUCCUUUAAAGCAGCAGCUUGACUCAAUGUUGUAUUAUGAAACCGCCACAGUAGUUUUCCAGUUAAGAGAAAGUACAAAGUGCUUGUAAUUUUUUUUUAAAUAUGAGACUUAGUAUAAUGCUCCAAAAUGAUCUUUGCAGUGUGACUGAGGAUAAAACUAAGACACAAAUAAUGCAUAUAUGUUGUAAACCAAGAUUUAUUAACAAUUAUCAGCUAAGCUGCUGACAUUCCAGAAAAUGUUUUCAGUAUGUAAUCUCCCAAUUCAUUGUUGAUAACAGAAAAUUUUUGGUAGUUCUUCUACUGAUAUGUACAUUAUUUAUGUCUCUCAGAGGACUAGGUGCAGUUACUUUCAGAAAAAACGUGUAUAAAAUUGCUUUUGUUGUUUGU
Molecule: messenger RNA, 2683 nt
Organism: Schistocerca piceifrons (Central American locust)
Lineage: Eukaryota; Metazoa; Arthropoda; Insecta; Orthoptera; Acrididae
Exons: 15
Coding region: 1-1434 (477 amino acids)
Source: RefSeq, a predicted model, not a curated record